AUGGCGAACAAGAGCAACUACAGCCUGUGGAUCGGGAACAUCCCGUUCGAUGUGACUGAGCGGGAGCUGCACGAAAUUUUGUCCAAGGUGGGACAAGUGGUAAGUGUGCGCAUCAAGUACGACGUUGAUAAGAACAUCAGCAAGGGUUUUGCCUUUUGUGAGUACAAGGAUGUGGAGACUUGCAUGUUGGCUCUGAAGUAUAUUAAUGGAUAUGAAUUGAAGGGGCGGAAGCUACGCUUGUACUGGGCGAACGAGGAAUUUAAGGAGAAGCUGGCCAGUGGCGCCAUCUCAGGGUUUGGCAGUGGUGGUCUGUUAUCCAGGGGUAGAGCAAAUGAACAUGUGGGAAAACGUAGCGGAAUGGGUUUGCCUCCCCUCAAUAAGGGCAGUGGUAAAUUUGACACACCCAUGGAUUCAAAUAGUCAUUAUAACAGGAAAGGGAAAGGACAACAGCUACCCCACUCCACAAACACACAAAGAAACAUAAAGGACGAACCAUGUCACAAUAGAAAUAGCGAGACUAGUAUCUACAACGAAAGUAAUAUGAAAAAAGUGUUAAUAUCAAAUCUGAUUCAUACAUUAACCACAUCCCAAAUUAUGUGCAUCUUGAGUUUUUUUAAAAAGCAUGCUAUGGAAAAUCCGGGAAUGAUGAAAUUUUAUUUUCAAAGGCAUAAGAAUGUGGCGUAUGCACUGCUGCACUGUCUGUUCCUCAUGAAUGUGAUUAAUGAGUAUACCAUGGCGAAGAAUGACCUGCAUAUAAUGAUCAGUGACGAGGCGUUGGUGAACAAGGCCGAGCGAAUGACACAAAUGAGACGAAGCGGGAAAUUAAAAAUAGGGUUAGGAGGUGAUGUUCAGGACGGGGGGAUGAAACAUACAGAAGGGGAGGAGCAAGAGGAGGACUACAGCCUGUACCAACGCCAUAACCCCUCGCUCCUUUCACAUGUGAAAAGUAAUAGAAGGGGGAAACUGGCCGUGGAGAAUGUCAAUUGUGAUUUUAGUGAAGAUAACCCCAUGGGGGGAAGUACGUAUGGUGGUCCUGCAUCUCAUGUGCUUAACGUAAAAGACAACCCACCUUAUGUGGGAGGAUCGGCAGGAGGCAAGACGAAACCAAAACGGGGUGGCGGUACUACUACGACCACCCCGGGGUUGUAUGCCAGCACGAAUAAGAAGCUGUCUACCUUUGGUAACGGAAAAGGAGGCAUAUCGAAUGGGGAAGAAACAGAAGAGUAUGCAGGAAGGGAGGUGAAGUACGGAGGGCGUGCAGAUCAGUUGGGUGUGAAUAAUUCCCUUUACCCAGAGGGGAACAGUCACACUGGUUCUAAUAUGAAGCAGAGGAGGAAGGGGAGGAUGAUGAAGGAGUUGUACGCAAGUGCUGCUGGAAGCGGGACGUCUCAAACAUAUAGAAGCAACUUUGAGCAGCUUCCAGAUGGGAGGUACAACGACAACAAUGUGGGAGUCAAUGCAGGAGGUAGCCAACUGAAUAAUAAUAAUGAGGGGUCUGAGUUUAAAUUAAAUUACGCAUCUGAUUAUGGCCAAUUUGAUACCUCGAUGGGGAUCAAUCAUGCGGUUCGUGUUGGAGGAGGGGACAUGAACAACCUGGUUGGUCAUGCGGAUCGGAGGUACAAUGUUUCCCGUGGGGGUGGCAGCGAUGUAGGGAAUGAUGAGGGGGGAUUAACCGGUUUGAAUAAAUGUAAGGGAGGGGAAAGGGUUGUCCACCCAUUUGAUAAGGCCUCCACGGAGAGGAGCGAGUUAGACAUGCGCAGUGACAUGCAAGACAUGGUGAGCGAUGUGAAUGGCCAAGGGAAACCUCCAUACUCUGUGAAUUACGUCGAGGUGGAUGGAAGGAGUGGAAACAGUAAUGGACUCAUUUAUGCAGAGAAAAAAAAAAAACCUAAUCGCCAGGGUGUUUAUGGUAGUAGUGGUAGUUACGUGGGGAGAGGUGUGGAGGGGGAUGUCAGUGUCGGGUCGGCGAUGCAGGGGCCUCCCAACGAGAGCGUGCUUUCGGACCCCACCUACGCCAACGUGGAGCUGCCGGACGACGAACUGGUCAACGAGGUGGUGAAGAACAGAGACAUCCUUAACAACAUUUUGAAGUCACGUGUGGAGGAUAUGAAGAGUUGGAGUACCGAGCAGCGUGUGCAGGUUUUGUCCAUCCAGAAGGCGCUGCAGCUGAAGGGGUACGCGUUGCACUGA
Messenger RNA from Plasmodium fragile, 2190 nucleotides. RefSeq lists its product as uncharacterized. Gene Ontology annotation, molecular function: mRNA binding. The transcript has a single exon. The coding region runs from base 1 to 2190 and encodes 729 amino acids. The record is from RefSeq and is a predicted model, not a curated record. NCBI's taxonomy places the organism in Eukaryota, Apicomplexa, Aconoidasida, Haemosporida, Plasmodiidae. Gene Ontology annotation, cellular component: mRNA cleavage and polyadenylation specificity factor complex.